Molecule: messenger RNA, 2415 nt
Organism: Spodoptera littoralis (African cotton leafworm)
Lineage: Eukaryota; Metazoa; Arthropoda; Insecta; Lepidoptera; Noctuidae
Source: the annotation of a GenBank genome assembly
AUGGGUUCGUACAGCAAAAAGUCCUCGGCUGAGUGGAUAAUAGACCAGCUCAAUGUGGAAAAUGCGAAGCUUUUAGCAUUUGUCCUGGUCAUAGGAUUUAUUGGCUACCAUGGAGUUCUACAUCUAAAAUAUGGAUCAGACUCCUGCACUUGGCUACUGACUGCGGGAAGAUACAAAGGAGAUCAUGAGUGGCAACCUUACGGCUGUAUGUUACACAAGUACUCCAAAACUGACGCGAGGCGAUGUUUCCGGUACCUUGCGUUCUGGGGCAAGUACAACAGUUUCGCGUUCAUUGGCGACUCCCGGCUCGAACAGCUCUACGAAUAUUUUAUAAGCGUGGUCCGUACUCGACUGGACCUCGACUCGUCAUACUCGACGGUGGAGCAUCGCAUGCCGAACUAUACGUACGUGGACAACAAGCUGCGUCUGUCCGUCACCUUCAUAUACAGCGACGAUGUCUCCAAGACCAUGGUCGACCAGUUCCGUACAUGGCAGCGUUCAGACCAGCCGCCCUCCGUGAUCGUAGCGUCUACUGGCCUACAACUGCUCAAAACUCGAAAUACAACAGAUCUAGUACUAGAAGAAUACAAAAGGAACCUUACGCGCUUGGUGCAAGCUAUAGAUUCGCUUGCAGCACGAAACACACAGGUUCUAUGGAAGUUGAUUGAGGGAGUGGACGUGAACAAAUUGAAGGAUGAUUAUAAAAGGAUCAAUAACAAUGAUAUUGAUUCGUACAACAGAGCUGCUGUAGAGAUCCUGACCCACAGCGCGGCCAAGAUCUGGAAGUCAGCCCUGCUGGUGUCUGCGGAGGGCGGCGUGGAGCUGGGCGGCGCGGCGCUGCGGCACUGCGCGCAGUUGUUGCUGAACAUGUUCUGCAACGACCACAUGAACUACAACGACGGCUCCUGCUGCGCGCAGCCCGAGCCGCAUACUCAGCUACAGCUUCUUACCUUCGCUAUAUUCUUAUUAUGCGGAGUACUCUGGGUUGUCCGUGGCGCUUGGGGAGCGUAUGAGAGGGCACGGUCUCACCUGCAGGGCUACGCCCCCGUCAGUCAGGCUGCGCCCGUCCCUGUCCCCGCCGCCGCGGGGUCUGAUCCCUCUCCCCUCGCCGCAAUGGCUCGGCUCGGCCUCAUCAUGUCUUAUUUUUACUUGUGUGACAGAACCAACUUCUUUAUGAAGGAAAAUAAAUAUUAUUCUGAAUGGAGCUUCUGGUUGCCUGUCGGUUAUGUGUUCGCGUUGGGAUUGUUCUUUACUGAGGACUCCAAGUCUAAUACUGUCCUUCACCGAGAACAGACAGACGAAUGGAAAGGUUGGAUGCAGCUAGUGAUCCUUGUGUACCAAGUGACGGGGGCUAGUAAAGUGCUCCCUAUAUACAUGAUGGUCCGUACCCUGGUGUCCGCGUACCUGUUCCUGACAGGGUACGGACAUUUCUACUAUACAUGGAAGACCGGAGACACCGGUCUGGUCAGAUACUUCAGGGUCAUAUUCCGACUGAACUUUCUGACUGUAGUGCUAUGUCUGACCAUGAACAGACCCUACCAGUUCUAUAGUUUUGUGCCGCUCGUGUCUUUCUGGUAUACGCUGAUGUUCGUAAUCUUCGCGCUCCCACCUCAUAUAACGCCGUCAUCGAGUCACACGGUGGAGUCGCGUCCCUAUCAGUACCUGUACAUUGCCAUCAAGGUGAUAGGUCUACUGGUCAUAGUGACCGUACUCUACAUGAGCGAGGUGUUCUUCCAGAAGAUAUUCGUCACCAGGCCCUGGAAGGCACUGUUUGUAAACUCUGAUGAUGACAUCCAUCAGUGGUGGCUGCUGUGGAAACAGGAUCGGUAUUCGAUGGCGUACGGUAUAAUGUUUGCACUGGCGUACUUAGCGGCGCGCUCCGCUGGCGUCCUGGACGAGCGACUCGGCAACCUGUGGGGCACCGGGGCGUCGCUGACGGCGACCCUGCUGGCGCUGGUGGGGCUGGGGUCGUACGUGACGUUCGCGUUCUUGUGCAGCAACGCGUUCGACUGCAACGAGAUCCACUCGUACGUGUCGUUCCUGCCGGUGGCGAGCUACGUGUGGCUGCGCAACGCGCGCGCGGGGCUGCGGCGGCGCCACUCGGCGCUGUUCGCGUGGGUGGGCCGCGUGGCGCUGGAGCUGGCGGCGGGCGGCGCGCACGCGCUGGCGGCGGGCGGCGCGCACGCGCUGGGCGCGGCGGAGCGCGCCGGCGUGCUGCUGGUGCUGCCGGGCGCGCCGCGCCUGAGCGUGCUGCUGGCCGCCUUCGUGCUGCUGUGCGCCGCGCACGAGCUGCGCCGCCUCACGGCGCUCAUCGCGCCCUACGCCGUGCCCGACGACUGGCGGCUCGUGCUCAGGAACUUCGCCAUCUUCCUCGCCGUCCUCGUACCCAUCGGCAUCCACGACGGCAUGUUCUAA